AGCACUUCAACAGGAGCGAGAAGAUUGUUUGCAACCAAUCACUGAUUUGGACGGAGCUACACUUUAGUUCUUAUCAGACUGUAUCAGGAUCGUGCCUAUUACGGUUGUUAGACAAGCCAUUACCAGACUCUUUUCAAAAUUAUACAAAACCAUGUGAUGUUCGAUGUCAUAUGAUAUUCACCUCGCCAAGAACAUUUUAUAAUGAAAACUGCCUUCCUUUACAGACUUCAUUGGUAUGUUCAUGUUCAAAGCUCCAAAUCCAACGAAUCCGAACUGUCUCUGUGUUAAUGACUUGCCUGCCUACAGAGGAAAUACUCAACAAUUGGUCCAGACGGUGCUCGUUGUUGUUGCGGUUAUUUGUAUUCCAUGGAUUCUCUUGGUCAAGCCCUUCUUUCUUCGGAGAUGGCACUACCAGAAAGUGGCGCGGAAAGCCACAUUCUUAUACCCGAUUGUCGACCAUGGUGAUGACGAGGCUUUAAUCGAUGGUGCUGCCCCUAUUGGUGAGGCUGGCCGAGCCUCUGCCCACGAUGAUGAUGAUGAUGACGUGGAUGAACAUUUUGACUUCGGUGAUGUGUUCAUCCACCAGUGUAUCCACACCAUCGAAUACUGUCUGGGCUGCGUAUCAAAUACAGCCUCCUACCUUCGUUUGUGGGCGCUCAGCUUGGCUCAUGCCCAACUUUCGGAGGUGCUGUGGACAAUGGUGAUGCGCAUCCCCCUGGGGUUGGAUGGUUGGCUUGGAGCUCCGGUGGUUUUCUUCAUCUUCAUCGCCUAGGCUGCGCUGACCAUAGCUAUUCUUCUGCUGAUGGAGGGACUAUCGGCUUUUUUGCAUACACUCCGUUUGCAUUGGGUUGAAUUCCAGAAUAAAUUCUACAGUGGAAACGGCUACAAAUUCCUUCCAUUCAGGUCGAUGAUUUAUAGGCAGGCUCCGAUUGAAGCUUGUUGGACCCAUAUACCAUUACAACAUGCAAACAGACCAAGUAAUAAGAAAUAUGUUUAGAAAUAUUCCAGAAUGAGAUAUUUGUAACCGCAGGACUGAUUCGAAUGGACCUAAGUUUUGAUUAAACGUUUAUUUCAGACUAUAAAUAAAACACCAAAAGAUUCGAUUUUGAUUAGAAGCUGUGCGAUCAAUCAGGUAAUCCAAGUAGCUUGGUUUCUGGCAUAAAAUAAACUGUCAUGUCUAUUCCCUAUGCGUGGGCAUCCUUUUAAAUAUGCACAGCGCUGUUGUUGGCCGAUUCUCAGUUCAGAAACAAGUGCCCCUUCCUUCAAUAUUUCACAAAGAGGUCAUAUUACAAGUUUCCGCAAUAGAUUUGAAGUGGCCGGUAAAA
This is a messenger RNA of Lineus longissimus, 1325 nucleotides long. RefSeq names its product V-type proton ATPase 116 kDa subunit a 4-like. Gene Ontology annotation, cellular component: plasma membrane; proton-transporting V-type ATPase, V0 domain; vacuolar proton-transporting V-type ATPase complex. The transcript has 6 exons. The coding region runs from base 236 to 772 and encodes 178 amino acids. Gene Ontology annotation, molecular function: ATPase binding; proton-transporting ATPase activity, rotational mechanism. Gene Ontology annotation, biological process: proton transmembrane transport; vacuolar acidification. The record is from RefSeq and is a predicted model, not a curated record. NCBI's taxonomy places the organism in Eukaryota, Metazoa, Nemertea, Pilidiophora, Heteronemertea, Lineidae.